This is a messenger RNA of Emiliania huxleyi CCMP1516, 501 nucleotides long. RefSeq lists its product as hypothetical. The record is from RefSeq and is a predicted model, not a curated record. The transcript has a single exon. The annotation marks the transcript as partial. NCBI's taxonomy places the organism in Eukaryota, Haptophyta, Isochrysidales, Noelaerhabdaceae.
AUGAACGCCACCUCGCUGUGCGUCGGCUUGGAUCAAACGGUCCGCGGCUACUUCGCCCAGGCGUUGUCGAUGCUCGACUCCUCGGCACCGCCGCUGGUGCCGCUCUCCCGGGCGCUGCUGAAGCGGGGAGACGACUCCACCUCGAACGCCAUCAUCGCGGCUUUUGCUUGCGACAGCACCUUCGCGGCCUUCGCCAAGAACGAGAUGGACGGCAUCAUCGCUCGCGACGAUGAGGACGCCGAGAAGCUCGCGGCGGGGAUCCGCGAGGCGGUCGCUCGCGGCGUCCUCGAUCCGAACCCGCCGGUGGAGCCUGUGUGCAAGGUCAACGUGGCGGGCAAGUCGGCCGACCAGGUCGCGGGUGAGAUCGUCGCGAAGCUGGGCGCGGAGGCCAGCACCGGCUGCGUCCUCGUCUUGCAAGGCCUCUCCGGGACAGGCAAGGGGACGACGGUCUCCAAACUCGAGAUGCUGCUGCCAAAGUGCGUGUGCUGGUCCAACGGCAAC